This is a messenger RNA of Brassica oleracea var. oleracea, 737 nucleotides long. RefSeq lists its product as uncharacterized. The transcript is spliced from 3 exons. Lineage: Eukaryota; Viridiplantae; Streptophyta; Magnoliopsida; Brassicales; Brassicaceae. The record is from RefSeq and is a predicted model, not a curated record. The coding region runs from base 232 to 684 and encodes 150 amino acids.
CUUCCCCUUAUAGUUAUCUUGGUUUAUUUUUUUUUGUUACAUCAUAAUAUAUUAUCCUCGUUUUGUAAUUGAAUUUGUAUUUCGUAGAUGACAACUCCACUGCGUGUAAGUUUAUAUAACGGGGCGUAGCGUCGUGACGAUGAUGAACAUUGGAGUUUCCAUAGGAAGCCAAGUGACCUCGGCUAUACGGUUUUGGUCAACCCAACUGAGACGGUCGAAGAUUUGGAGUGCAUGAUCCGUGAGCUCUAUAAAUUGAAGCCUGAGACACCCAUGGUUAUGGCAUAUCACCCACCCGACUGGAUGCUUGAACCUGUGGGAACUCGUACCCUGCCUAUUACAUUGACAACAACCUCCCAAGUUGCAACCAUGAUGUCCAUCCAUUCUUGGUGGUCGGAGCUAAAGCUAUGUGUUUCUUUGGUGCUGAAAAUGUUGCUCAUUACCAGUUUCUUACCAAAACAACUUUCUCUAUCGGAGGUGCAACCUUUGUAUUCAAAGGACAAAGAGCUUGUUGCUAGCAAGGAGGUUCUUGAGGUGAUCUUUAACGAGCAAGAAGUGGUCCCAAUAUACAGGGCUCACUUUGAAACUGAAAAGGCAAAAGAAGAGGAAAGAGCUGCGCACGGUUUGCCCUCGACGACUACGGAAGCUGAAGGUUCUGGCUCUUCUCCCUCUGGAUCACAAGCCUAAAAUUAUCGGUGUUGAAUAUGUGUGGAAGCAUUCCGGAAGAAUAAGCAUGCGAC